Molecule: messenger RNA, 2088 nt
Organism: Phymastichus coffea
Lineage: Eukaryota; Metazoa; Arthropoda; Insecta; Hymenoptera; Eulophidae
Exons: 1
Coding region: 1-2088 (695 amino acids)
Molecular function (GO): zinc ion binding
Source: RefSeq, a predicted model, not a curated record
AUGGCCUUCCGGGUACGACAUGAAUGCUACACAUGUGAGAACCGACAGAUACCACGCGUAAUGGCAUUCAUAUGUGGUGAUGAAAAUGCUAUCGUAUGUGAAAUAGCUAUAGCACGACGCGAUGAAAACGGUAGACCACCAGCUGAAGUAACUCCCGAUACGCGAGUUUGCAAUAACUGCAUCGUAACAAUCCGUCGUGAAAUUGAGAUUUUGGCCAAUGACCCACAGUGUUUGAGAUUGAAUGUCUUAUCUCAAACUUCGUCUCAAACUUGUUUGGUAUGUAAUGGUAUCAAUGAUAUUCAUAGAUUGACAUUAGAAUGUAGAGUUGAUAUUUUUGUUAAGAGAAACAUAUAUAUUCCCAGAACUCAUGUUUGCUGCAGGCUUCACUUAGAUGAAAGGGGAUGGUUAUUGCAAGCUUUAAUUGAAGGACUGAGAUACAUUAAUAGACCAUACCGCUUAAAUGGUGAAGAGGCUCAAUCGUUCUUACAAGGAAUGCGCGAAGAAAUAAAACGAAGUGCGGAACGAAGAUAUGAAGACGAGCACGGUGUAACCAAUGAGGAGUUUCAAACACUCUACUCUUUAACAAAAGUCCAAUUCAACGAUCUUUAUUCUUUCUGCGAUCCAGUACCUGUGCCAAGAGGACAUAGGUAUAUUAGCAAAAAGGAUCUUCUGUGCUUUUUAUGUAAGUUGAGUCACAGUCUGAGUGAUGACUUUUUAUGUGUAAUGUUUUAUUAUCCUUCUCGACAGAGUACCGGUAUGCAAAUAGCUACAGUAAGACAAUCACUAUCUGCAAGAUUUUGCCAUGGAAAUAUUGGAUUUGACGCUAUGACUAGAGAAGAAUUCAUUGAAAGGCAUGUCACACCGUUUGCAAAUCAAUUGUACAACCAUACGCCCCAAUAUCCGAGAGCAAUAGUUUAUAUAGAUUGUACUUAUCUUGAUAUCGAGAAGAGUUCUUGUUUCCAAGUUUUAAGACAGUCCUUUUGCGUGCAUAAACAUAAACAUCUCGUGAAACCAUCAGUAAUUGUUGGCCCUGAUGGAUACAUUCUUGAUAUUCAAGGUCCAUACUUUUCGAAUGCACUUAACAAUGAUGCUCGAAUCCUUUUGAAUGAACUCAAUCGAGAUGUUAAUGGAAUGCAGAAUUGGUUUCAAGAAGGUGAUAUAGUUAUAGUAGAUCGUGGAUACCAAAACUCAAUCCAAACUUUGCAAGGAAUAGGCCUGAUAACGAGAAUGCCACCACUUUUGGAUCGUAAUCAAAAUCAGUUUCGAACUGAAGAAGCUAAUGAGUCUCGCAUAGUGACUAAAACGAGGUGGAUUGUCGAAGCGCGCAACGGGCAUCUAAAAAGUAUUUUUUCAUUUUUUUCCAAUACAAUACCAACGUCUCAUGCCACAAACUUGUCAGAUUUCCUACGUAUUGCUGGUGCAAUCAUAAAUAGGUAUUAUGGACCUAUAAAUAUGCCAAAUGCCAAUGAAGCCUUGGCCAAUCAUAUGCUCGAACAAGCACAGCAAGUAAAUAUAGUACAGGCAAGAGUAGAAGCUGAUAAUCUCGGACGAAGAAGAGCUCGCUGGAUUCUCUUAACUCCAGCUCAUAUACCAUUAUUUCCUCAGAUGACUGUGAAUGAGUUACAAGCUCUGACUUUUGGAACAUACCAAGUGUACUUGGCACCAUCUUACAUGCAAGAUAGUUCUUUAAGAGCUGAACGGGAAGAUGACGAGCAAGAAGAUAUGACGUUUGAAAUCGAUGCCAAUACAAAUGAACCGGGAUUCAUAAGAAUCCGGCUGUUUUCGCGUUAUAGAAAUGCUACUAGAUAUCAAUUGUGGAUCGCUUUUGACGAAGAACAUAACGGCGGAGAACACGGGGAACAAGAUCCAAUUCUCGGAUAUUAUUGCACGUGUAAAGCAGGAGCUCGAACUCUAGGAACUUGUGCUCACAUCGCUUCCAUUAUUUGGUAUCUCUCCUACGCAAGACAUCACGAAGGAAAUGUUCACUACCCUUCACUCCGUCUUUUACAUACUGUAAUGAACGCACAGAUGGAUAUAGGCAACCCGAAUGGUAUUGAAAUAAUAGAUCCUGAUUUACAUAAUGGCUGA